Messenger RNA from Blepharisma stoltei, 1463 nucleotides. The record is from the annotation of a GenBank genome assembly. Lineage: Eukaryota; Ciliophora; Heterotrichea; Heterotrichida; Blepharismidae.
AUGAAUAAGCGACGAAACAAUAGUGCACAAGCCACGAACCGGAACUCUCCAUGCUUACCAACCAAAGAAAAAGCCAAAAUCCUCAACUUAGACAAUUCUUUAAGGCUGAACAAGCCAAAUAAAGAAUCCCCAUUUCCGAGCGGUUCUUUGAAAAUUUUGAAGAAAGGCCAAAACCUUCAUUUAAAGCCAAGAUCUCCUGAGAGGUAUAGGCAGAACUUCGACAUUCAAGAUGUUAUUGAAAAUCUAGGCUGUCAAAAGUCAAGCAGGCCUUUUAAGAUCCUUGAUUAUCAAGAAUCUGAGGUCUCCCACACAAGAACGCCUACAACUAUUGUAAAAGAAGUAAAUCAAAGCUAUCAGUUUGUGUCUGCUUUGAGCAGUAUCCCAGACUCUGACCAGUCAAAAUCACAAAUUUCAAUUGAUUUUUCAGAUUGCGGUAAAGAAAGUAUUGACCUAAAAUACCUAGACAUAUCUGAUGAAAUCCUCAGCGAUUUUUCUUUUACUGAAGAAGGAGAAGAGCCAAAAGAAAAACUCAACGCAAAGUCUUCUUUUAAUUCUAACCAAGACAGCACAAAGUUUUCAAUUUUUAGCUCGCUAGCUGAGCCAAAAAGCCAAUAUUUAACAGAAAUAAGGCAAACACCUUCAAAAAAGCCUAUUGAAGAAAGAUAUUCAACUAUUUAUACACUCAGCAGCGAUUCUACAGCAAAGAAUGUACAUACUUUGAAUUCUGAAAGGCAAUCUCCAUAUGUGGAAAAAUUAAAAAACACUUUGACAACAAGGGUCACUACAAAUACAAUGGAAAAUGAGACGGAAAUACAUACAGAGCCUAACUCCCUCCCUUCAGGAGCGAACAAAAAAUUUUGUUCACUCACGUAGGAGAUUAAUUUUUUUUUUUACAAAAAUUUAUAUAUAUAAUUUUAUAGUAAUUUUAUUUCGAAAUUUAAAAAAUCCAUAUUCGAAAUAAUUUUAAAGCAAAUAUUAAUUUAAUUGUAAAAUUUAUGCUCUAAAAUGCAAGCUGUUUGAAAUUAAAAAGAAUUAACUCGAUAUUUCUUUAUAAUGAUUAUUAUUAUAUAUCAAAUAAUUUUUCAUAAAAAAUUUUUUACUCAAUCACGAAGGCGGUUUUUUGGGAAAAAAAAUAGGGAUUUUUCAAAUAGUUUUAUUCACUCACGAAGGGGAGCAAGGAUUUUUAUUAUGAGAAGAAAAAUGUGAAGGAAUUUAAACUGGAAAACGAGAGCCUUGGGAUUAUGCCGACAAGAGCAUAUUGCAAAAACUGCAGAAUUGAGGUGUUGACAAGCAUUAAGCUAGAAAUUCCACCACUGCCACUGUAAGAUUUAUUUAGAUGAAAACGCCUUUGCUGCUCUAAUUGCUAUGGAAGCAAUAAUCUUGACAAUUUGCAAGAAAUUGCUCACUAUUGCAGAAAAUGUAAAGGGUUAAUUGGAAAAAUCCAGCCUAGAAGGAUAAUGUAA